Messenger RNA from Syngnathus acus (greater pipefish), 2138 nucleotides. RefSeq names its product ring finger protein 146 (gene rnf146). The transcript has 4 exons. Gene Ontology annotation, molecular function: ubiquitin protein ligase activity; poly-ADP-D-ribose binding; zinc ion binding. Gene Ontology annotation, cellular component: cytoplasm; nucleus. Gene Ontology annotation, biological process: ubiquitin-dependent protein catabolic process; Wnt signaling pathway. The record is from RefSeq and is a predicted model, not a curated record. NCBI's taxonomy places the organism in Eukaryota, Metazoa, Chordata, Actinopteri, Syngnathiformes, Syngnathidae. Bases 428 to 1546 code for a protein of 372 amino acids.
ACGGCGGCGUCUGGCUUCAUUUGGAGUUGUUAAGUGCGACGUCAACCACUCGGAUGUGACGUCGUCAUUUGAAGAUGAGAAUUUCGAGGUCGCUUGAACGCGUCACCAACAGCUUUCUUUUUAUACGGUGAAAAACAAACCCCGAAAACAUUUGCAUUUGUUGGAUUGACGUUUGCAAUUGGCGCCUCUUUAUUUGAAUUGAGAUCCUCCGAAGAAUUGGACAACCACAUAUAACCACAGUACGUGCUAAGAGGCCACCGGCAUCAAUGUAGAGCGAUUAGCCGACUCAGACAAUGAACAGAGUGACCCUUUGUUCACAACACUCCCUAACAGCUGUCGAAAUGCUUUGUGUCAUCUGGAAAGGCCAUCCAUCCGCACAGCUCAUGAUACAUGAACAUUAAGGGAACUUGAUUACGUGCUAAGAAGGAUGGCUAGUACUGGGGAAGUAGACCAACCUGUUAGCCCACUUCCCCCAAGUAAGAAAGGCAGCGGCAGCAGCAGCGCCAGCGGCAGCAACGGUGCCGCUGGUAGCAGCGCUGAAUCGUCGUGUCCCGGUUCCAACAACACAUCGCCUGCCCUCUCUGUACCAGAGUGCGCCAUCUGUCUGCAGAGCUGCGUCCACCCAGUGCAACUCCCGUGCCAUCACAUCUUCUGUUUCCUCUGUGUGAAGGGAGCAUCCUGGCAGAGCAAGCGCUGCGCUCUCUGCAGACAGGAAGUGCCGGAUGACUUCCUGGAAAGGCCCACACUUCUCUCCCCGGAGGAGUUAAAAGCCUCUGCGGGCGGUCGGGGCGGGGAAGUGAGCGAUCACGCCUGGUAUUACGAGGGCCGCAACGGUUGGUGGCAGUAUGACGUGCGAACCAGCCGCGAGCUGGAAGACGCUUUCUCCAAGGGCAAGAAAACGGCUGAGAUGCUCAUCGCCGGCUUUUUGUAUGUGGCCGACUUGGAGAACAUGGUGCAGUACAGGCGCAAUGAGCACGGACGCAGACGCAAGAUGAAGCGGGAUGUUUUGGAUAUUCCCAAGAAGGGUGUGGCCGGACUGCGUUUGGACACCGAGGCUCUCACGGCGGCGGCGGCAGGGAGAGAAAACUCUGCCGACGGAGCCGACACCGCGGCGGCUGGCGGCGGCCCUUCUACUACGCCGGCCCCUCCGCCCGCUGCCAGACCCCCUGCUUCCUUGGGCGCUCAACCUGGCACCAGCCCCUCUCCGGAGGACGCCCUCUCACAACUGCAAAUCAGCCACAGGCCCACUCCAUUACACGAGCGAUCCGGGGAAGGAGAGGAAGAAGACCAAGAGGACGAGGCUUUACCCUCCAGAUCUUCUGAAUCGGCCUCCUUAGACUGGAGCGACGACGGGGAAGAAGAUCACCACCAAGGGGAGGGAGGAGGUAACGGCGAGAACGUGGAGCCGUGGGAGGAUCGGCGGCAAAGACUGAAUCCGGAGGACAGGGCCCUCCUCCCCGGCGCAGACUCCGUUUUGCCCCUUUUGUCAUCGACGGGCGCAAGGUCCCGAAUGCCCGAUGGUCAGUGUACAGUGACUGAGGUGUGAGCUUUUUGCAUCGUCCAAUUACUCUUCUGUUAAUUUAUUCUAUCCUUUUGGGUUCUCGUUCGUUCAUUAUUUGGCGCGUUUUCCAGCAGCUCUGUGCGACCGGCUGCCUGCCUGCCUGCCUGCCAAGUCGAAACACGCAUGGAACUCCUCACUCCACUAACUCCCAAAUUAGUUUGUUUCAGAUUUAGCAAAUUCUCUGUGCACUUUUUCUAUGUGAACUCAUCUUGAGGCUUACAACAUGGUAAAGGCUACUGAAUUAAUGAUUUUAUUGCCCAUUGACUUUUGAUAUCAGCAUUCCAUCUGUCAAGUGCAAAUUGUUCAGAUCUUGAAAUCUUCACCGGCGUGGAGCUAAAAUGAAGUCAAACUGGUGCAUGUUUGAAGAGAGAGAGAGAGAGAGAUUUUGUUUCACCAGGCAAAAGGCUCUUGUUGGCUUUGUGCAACGUGCGAGAUGACGAUGCCAUUCCAAAUCACAAAGUUUCAACUUUUAUUCUACAUGCUUGGGUUAUCUCCGUUGGGAAUGCAUUUUUUGCUAACAGUUUUCGCUUGGCAUUUUUUUAUGUUUUUAAAUUAAUAAAUGGUCAUUUCAUCGUUC